Somion occarium is the source of this 2064-nucleotide messenger RNA. The record is from the annotation of a GenBank genome assembly. NCBI's taxonomy places the organism in Eukaryota, Fungi, Basidiomycota, Agaricomycetes, Polyporales, Cerrenaceae.
ACAGGCGUUUCCAUCACCACGGCAAGUUGAGGAGUCUUUUGUUUUCGUUUUGCGACCUCUUUCAAUCCUCAUCCUUGUCCGAAACGUUGUCCUUGAAAAGCCACGGGUUCCUUGAGGACCCACUCACGCUCCUUAUUGACUUACGCUCACAAAGCAUAUACCAUUCGAUCAGAAACCACCAUGGACUCUAGAGGUUUCCCCGUCGACCACUCCCAUGCUCAUAUGCGUCUUCACAAACGCCAUUACCGCCGUCAACAGAAGGUCGACGACGACGACGACGAUGAUGAUGACACGGAUGUUCCUCCUGGUUUCUCGAUCUCCACGAGACUCCUGACGGAGACCUUCACGCUUUUGCGCACCACCAAGGUGGAGGUUCAAACCAUGCGUAUUCCUGUUCUCGUUACUUCCAUCCCUGUGAAGCCAAUCUCCACGCCCGCUUCGACUUCCGCUAAACCUACGUCGUCCUCUAUUGCUACCAGCAGUAGCAUCAGUAGAGCUUUACCCUUAAGUAGUACCGCUACCUCUUUAAGCUCUCUACCAGUUACUACUCCGUCUGCGACUCCGACCCCUACUCCUACUCCUACGCCGUCUCCAAGUUCGACUUCCCAGACCCAGUCUUCAGCCUCUACUACUUCAUCUGAUAUAGCUGCGGGUGCAAAGGAGAGCGACACUGCCGCUGCUUCGGCUUCGAAGGGUCUGUCUGGAGGUGCGGUCGGAGGCAUCGUUGCAGCUGCCCUCAUCGUUGCAAUAGCAAUUGCCAUCUUUUUGAUGCGCAAGGCAUUCCUGCGCAGGCGGAAGAAUAAGCGGAAUACUUGGGGUGCUGGCAUAUACCCGAAGCCAGAUUUAUCUCCCUACAUGAGCGAGAAACAAGUGGAUAACUAUGCACCUCCACUCCCGGAGAAGCCCCGUUAUACUCCCGCCACCACCCCAAUGGCAAAUCAGAGCGCGUUUGCGCUCCCUCCUCCCCCUCCGACGAGUUACGCUAAUCUGCCCCCUCCUUCACCAUCAAUGAUGGUGUCCCCGCCGCCCAUGCUGCAGCCGUCUUUGGGCUCCCCUGCAGUGCCUCUGUCUCAGGCCUUAGGUCCAGGCUCUCCGGUGAUUUCAGUGACACCUGCUACAGGUGUCCGUUCUACGUCCGCUUAUGCCUACGUUCGUUGCACGUUCCUACCUUCGCUGCCAGAUGAGCUGUCCAUCAGCACAGGCGAGAUGGUUCGCGUCCUAGGCGAGUUUGAUGAUGGUUGGGCUUUGUGCGCCAAUGCUAGGGGCGAACAGGGCGUUGUACCUUUGGAAUGCUUGGAUAAGGGUGGAAAUGGGCAGAUGCCUCAUGGACCAGUCCAAGGCGGGUAUCUUGGGCAGGGAACUGGCGAUUGGAGAAUGUCGAGAAGGGCGAGCAGCUUGUAUGCUGCUCAACACGGAAAUGCUGUUCGCUACUAGGAGGUAUGAUGAUUCAUGAUAUCCCUCAGAUUUCAGUUCUCACGCUGCCUUCACCAGAAUUCAUUGUAACCAUUAACUGUGCCAUCGACUGGCCUCACUGGAUGUUUACUUGUUUGUUUCCUACCAUCCAGCCCUCUUCUCGUUCACAUUUCUACCCUGUUCUCCAUACUUAUCCUUAUCAUUUAUAUUCAGCUAUUCCCCUUCCAUUCCUUUGCACUCACCAACAUACCCGUCACAUGGCUUUGCCCCGCUGUUCCGUAUCUAUCCGUGUCUACCUCCCAGGCGACACUUCACCCGAUACCCCGAGCCACGCGUAUCUUAGUCAAGCCGAUACCAAUCCCUUGUGCUCACGAUUCCCCUUGGUGCUCUUCCUAUUCUCCGUAAUGCCUUUAGCAGAUUGCCUUUUAACAUCUAGCGUUAUUUCUUUGACUUAUUUCAUGCUACGCGUUGUGAUGCCGGUUACUGUGUUCAUGCUAAGGGUGUGUGUGUUGUGUUUUGUGCCUGACGAAACGUCCGUUUCCUUUGUUGUUUGGGUCGUUCGGUUGUACAUGGUUCGGUUGUAAUUUUUGUAUCAUCAGCCAGGCUUGGUUCGUAUGUAGAUUCAAGCGAAUGUUCAACGUGGUGUACCCG